Messenger RNA from Botrytis porri, 180 nucleotides. RefSeq lists its product as uncharacterized. The coding region runs from base 1 to 180 and encodes 59 amino acids. The transcript is spliced from 2 exons. The record is from RefSeq and is a predicted model, not a curated record. NCBI's taxonomy places the organism in Eukaryota, Fungi, Ascomycota, Leotiomycetes, Helotiales, Sclerotiniaceae.
AUGCCUAUGCAAGCAUUCAGAACUAUUCUCAGUUUAGCAGUAUUUGACGCCUCACACUCUUCCACUCGAACAACAAUCACCUCGAGCAUAAUCGCACUCGAUUACACCGCCCGCAGAUACCAAUUCCAAAUUGAGAUGGCGGCUAUGAGGCUGCGCGUACAAUUGCGCCAGUUCGCUUGA